Molecule: messenger RNA, 9481 nt
Organism: Cheilinus undulatus (humphead wrasse)
Lineage: Eukaryota; Metazoa; Chordata; Actinopteri; Labriformes; Labridae
Gene: gigyf1a
Product: GRB10 interacting GYF protein 1a
Exons: 26
Coding region: 860-4144 (1094 amino acids)
Biological process (GO): insulin-like growth factor receptor signaling pathway
Molecular function (GO): protein binding
Source: RefSeq, a predicted model, not a curated record
CAAACAACAAGAGGAGCAGCGACUAGGAGCCAGCAGACACAUACUGAUACGCAGCUGCGACCGUUGGAGGCGAGGGGGAAAAAUAAUAAAUAAAAUACAGAGCGCGACUUUCUGAAAGUACGAUUCUGUCGAAUGAAUACGUUUACAGUGUUUAAAGAGACCAAUGCAUUCGUUAUAUUGGCUGUAGAGACGCCGUGCAGACAUCCAGUCUGGUAGCUAUAAACAGUGAAGUGGUGCAAAAGGAGGAGGACAGGAAAUAAAGGAGUUACCUGGAGGGUCUCCAUCAAUCCACAUUUCAGUUGGAGGGAGAGAGAGGCACCGAGAGAGAGAGAGAGAGAGAGAGAGAGAAAGGAGAAGAGGAGUGCGGGUCGCGUCUGCUCCUGGCAGCUGUUCCAGCAGCCUAUUCAUUGUUUUGGCUGUUCGUUCCCGAGUUUUCUUUUUGAUGAAUCAGUUCAUAUUUUAAACUCUAAUGUGAGGUAUUACUGCUGUAAAGAAAAAAAAGAAAACAGUUUUAUUUUGUUCCAUUGUUAAUUUCCAAGGUUCUUUUGUUUCUUUUUUAUGUUUAACAACUUUUUUCGGCUGUGAGUAGCAGGAGCUUCCAUUCUCCAAACUAUUGUUGAACCCCCUUCCUUAACUAGUUAGGACCUGAUAACCUGGUAUUCCUCAAGCACCUGAAACUGGCAGCUAUUCUCUUUGUGUCUGUGUGUUUGGGGAGCUCUGUGACCACAGCUUAAGCACCACUCAGCCUUCUAGUCACCUAAGCCUAACUAAAGCAAGCCAGCUCUAGCCUGGUCCAGCCCAGUCCAGCCUGCUCCGAUCAUCUGGACAGGAUACUCAGUUCUGUGUGGACGUGAGGAAUAUGACUGCUGAGACUCUUAACUUCGGCCCAGAAUGGCUCCGUGCACUGUCCAGUGGGGGGAGUGUGACGUCCCCCCCUCCUUCCCCUGCCAUGCCAAAGUACAAGCUGGCCGAGUAUCGCUACGGCCGAGAGGAGAUGUUAGCACUUUAUAUCAAAGACAACAAGGUCCCAGAGGACAUGCAGGAUAAGGAGUUUGCUGCUAUUCUGCAAGAUGAGCCCAUGCAGCCACUGGCACUGGUGCCUCUCACUGAGGAGGAGCAGAGGAACUUCUCCAUGUCUGUGAACAGUGUGGCGGUGCUGAGGCUCAUGGGAAAAGGGGUUGGCGGGGCUGCCCCAGCUGGAGUGGUCCGAGGACGAGGGGCCACACGUGGUGGCCGAGGACGUGGUCGUGGUGAAGGGGGUUUCUACCAAAGAAGUAUUGAAGAUGCAGAGGUGGGUUUUGGCCGCAGUGUGCGAGAGAUCCACCGCAGCCAGAGCUGGGAUGACCGGGGUGAGCGUCGCUUUGAAAAGCCGCUGCGUCGAGAGGUGGGACGUCCUGGCUUUGAAGAGUCUGGAGGCUCCUCCGGUCCUCUGAGGAAGGAGUACGCGAGGGCUGACAGUGAUAACUGGCGCACCCUGCGAGAGGAACAGGAGGAAGAGGAGGCUGAGCCGGGUAGCAACUGGAGACUUACUGGACCUCGCAGGGAUGAUGGUGGUCCUCGCUCAGCAGGCUGGCGGGACCAUGGUGGUCCAGGCGAGAGUCGCAGGAGGAAGUUUGAUUUCGACUUCCGGGACUCUGAGGGUCAUGGCGGUGGACGCCGUCGUGCAGGCAGCGAGGGGCUGGAGGAUGACAGGGACGGCCUGCCCGAGUGGUGUACAGAUGAGGAGGAUGGGGAGAUGCCUGGCACGUUUGACUCUUCUGGAGCUUUCAUGCCCAUGAAGAAGGGUGGCAAGGAGACAAUCCUGGAGGAGGAGUUGGAGUUUAAGGGGAUAGAAGAGGUGGAGGAGGAGGAGAGCCUUGGUGACACUGGGAGGAACAGUGCAGAGGGAGAUAAAGAGAAGGAGAGUAAAGAUGCUGGCUCUGCUGUAGGUGAUGGAGAGACAAAGCCAGCAUCACCCUCCUCCUCUCCUCCAGUCCACUGUGCCCCUCAGUUCCUGGAAACCCGGCCCACUAACACCGGCCCAUCGGUGGAUAACCUCCAGCUGAACAACAGCCAUGCUGUCAAGGCCAACAGCACACCUGGUGAAGAUGUGGCUCCAGUAGGGGGCUCCAAGCCGCAGCUGAGCCCAAGCACUGCCACUUCUUCCAGUCUCCCUCCCCCACCCCCUUCCUCUGCAGCCCCUCAUCUCCCUCCAGCUGGAGGAGACGCAGAGGACGAUGAGGGCAUGAAGCACCUGCAGCAGGAGGCAGAGAAGAUGGUGGCCUCGCUUCAGGACACUUCAUUGGAGGAGGAAUGCUUCACCCAGGCUCUGCAGCAGCAGCAGGAGAGCAGGAACACUGCAGCAGCUCUGCCGCUAUCACAUGAGGCUGCCAUGAAGUGGUUCUACAAGGACCCACAGGGAGAGAUCCAGGGUCCCUUCACCACUGUGGAGAUGUGCGAGUGGUUCCAGGCAGGCUACUUCACCAUGACCCUGCUGGUGAAGCGGGGUUGCGACGAGGGCUUCCAACCCCUGGGGGACGUCAUCAAGAUGUGGGGCCGCGUGCCCUUCGCCCCAGGGCCCUCUCCGCCGCCCCUGCUGGUGAGACAGCCACCACCAACGCAGCGCCCGCAGCCCACCCGGGGGCCCGCCGGGACUGUGAGUCAGAGCUCAGCCAACGUAGAGGAUGGGGAAGGGAGGAUGCAGAGGAGAGGGAAGAUUGAUAGACAGGUUACGGGAAACCUGGACCAGGAGCGCCUGAAAAAGCAACAGGAGCUGGCAGCAGCAGCUCUUUAUCAGCAGCUCCAACAGCAGCAGCUAUUCCAGCUCAUUAACAGGUGCAGUGAGCCGGGUAUGAUGCCUUCGAUUAACAGAUCGAUGUCAGUGCCAGAUACAGGGUCCAUGUGGGACAUGCAUACCUCAGCUUCACAGCCGUCAGGCGGUGAAGCCAGUCUUUGGGACAUAACAAUGAAUCCUUCUACUCAGGGUCCAACUCUCGAACAGCUUCAAAAGCUCCAGCAGGAGAGACGAGACGCUGAACUCAGGGCAAAGCGGGAGGAGGAGGAGCAGCGUAAGAGGAGGGAGGAGAAGAGGAGGCAACAGGAGGAGCAGAAGAGGAGGGAGGAAGAUGAGCUCUUCAGACGCAAGCAGUGUCGUCAGCAGCAAGAACUUAUCAUGAAGUUGCUGCAGGCCCCCCAGCAGCAGGGUCCUGGGGCAGGUGGCUCAGGUUGGAGUGGAGCUCCCUCCUCUGGGCUUGCCAAGGCAGGGAAGCCCCAGGCCCUGGCUCUGCUGGAAAUGCAGCAGGAGACCGAGAGGCUCCUGAAGCAGCAGCAGCAGCAACAGAGAGCCCAACAGCAGAGAGAACGCCACUGUGGCAUGCCCAUGGGGAGCUCCUCCAUGGGAGGGCAGUGGGUGGAAGGUGUUGGCAUGUGGGGUGCUCCUGGAGGUAUGGAGGGUAAAGGUGGCAGCGGUGGCUCUUCAGGCAGCAUGGGCAUGUGGGACGAGGCUGUGAAGAAUCAGUCUGGCCUCCGUGGCAACAGCAACAAUAACAUGGGCCUGAAGAAUAGCCGCAGCAGCCCCUCACUCAGUGAGCAGUACAUGAUGCGUCGUAAGCGGACUGAGGACGAGGAAAAGCUGCUGAAGCUCCUGCAGGGCAUGAAGCCUCAGGAUGGCUUCACCACCUGGUGUGAACAGAUGCUGCAUGCUCUCAACACCUCUGUCAACAACUCUUCCUCCUCAGUAGAUGUCGCCACAAUUGUGGCAUAUCUGAAGGAGGUAGAGUCUCCCUAUGCAGUGCUGGACUUCAUCCGGUCCUACCUGGGGGACACAGUGGAAGCCAAAGAGUUCGCCAAACAGUUUCUGGAGCGACGUGCCAAACAGAAAGCCAACCAACAGAGACAGCAGCAGCAGUUAUCAAAAGAAGUGGCUGGAAUGAACAUGAACUUCCCUCUGCAGGAUUCAAUGCGAGGUAUGAAUCCAAGCACCCUGCAGUCUAUGUUUCAAGCCAACCACAUGAGCAAGGCUGGUCUCUAUGACAACCAGGGGGGAAAGAUGAAGAAGAAACAGCCCAUGAUGCUGCACUCUGACCCCAGCAUCUUAGGGUACUCAUUCCACAACGCGGGCGACUGUCUGAGCCUGAAUGAGAUGGAGAUGGUGGAGGAUUACUGAUGUGACGCAGCGCAGCAGCAAUAGCUACCUGAGGCCUUCUGUCUUUUAAUCAGACAAACCUGAUGACGAAUGUGCACUGCUGGGGGAACCAAGGGGUGGGGAUAGGAAGGGAGCAAGCAUAAGGGGAGGUAUAGUGGGGAAGGUGCCUGGAACUGCACCGCCCACUCUUUCCUUCCCUCUGGGAAGAAUAAAGGGCUCCCUGCUGUACCAGUUGAUCACUUGAGCAUGGGAGAGGGGGGUGAAUAGGGGUGAGGUUAAAAGGAAGAUGGGUAUCCUCUGGCACUCAAAAGAUUAAGCACCUUAUACUGAACUAAUGCACUUUAUUGAGAUGGGAUUUGAAUAGUUUUUUUUUCUUUUUGUGUGUGUGUUGGGAAUUAGGGCACAUAACACAUGAUCUGUGUGCAUGUGCAGUGGAACUGGAAGGGAGUGGUGAAAGAGUUGGUGGGGUGAAUGGUCGGGACGGUAGGUUUUUGAAGUCAGGGGGACCCUUAGUUGAAACCUUAUCAGAAAGCAAAUCCUUUCUCAAAAGACAAACACUGUUGAUAUUUCUCUUGUUUAGCAUUUUUUUACGUUUAUACAAAAAGUAAAGCUAUUGAAAAAUGGAUUAUAAAAAACUUGAAGAUUUGCACUUGCCUAAAAAAGACAUAAGAAAAACAACAAAAAAAUCAAACAAAUGGGGUUAGUUAUAGAAGUGAAUAUUUUUUGAAUGUGUCUGAAUGACUGUGAGUGACUGAUGUGUGAUGGUUGGUUUGUGUCAGUAAUAUACCAGUCUGCACAAUGUUUUUUUUUCUUCUUUUUUGUUGCUUACCAAGAUGUAUAAAACAUAAGAGGCCAUUUUAUGUCUUUUUGUUCAAAUGGUAAUUUUGUAUUCUCAUGUUAAGAGUGUGUGUUUCCCUUCUCCAAAUAGGGACUUGGUUUGUUUGUGUUGAGUGUGUGAUUGAGAGAGAGAGAGAGAGGCCAAUUGCACAACACAUCCUUUCUCUCACCAGCUCUUCAUCCCCUGAUAGAUGAAAUAGAAAUGCAUACAUUUGUAAAUGUUAGCUUUGCGCUCAUCACAUGAUGACCACCACUAGUUUAUUUCCCUUAGCUUCUCCGCAUGGAGAGCUGUCUGCAGACCUGUGAGGACUCGCAGACAGAGCGAAUCAUGAGGGACAUUACUGUGUGUGCAUCAGAAUGAGACUGUGUGCAUGUUUGUGUGAGUGCGUUUUCAGUGUGCAUGUUCAUUUACUGUUCAUAGAAAUGAGUUAAGACUACAGGUACUCAUUUUGAAUACAUGUGCUUUUUUGUAUGUGUAUGAAUGCACAUUUGUGCCUAAGAACUCUGAUAGGGUGCGUGGCCAUUGAGACAUUAACUCUUUUUUGAGAGCGAGUGUGACGUGUGUCAGUGCUCAGCACAGUGUAUGUAAGUUUAUAUCGUAAAUAUUUCUAGUUCAGUCUAGGGGUGAUCCAUCAGAAGGUUAGUCCAGUCUUUUCCUGGGGUGUGAUCACGUUGCCUUUUGUCAGCUCUCGAACUUGUGAAUGAAAGGUGUCGAGUUUCUGACUCUGAAAAAAAAAAAUACAGCAUCUUAAUGUGCAAGUGCACAGAAGGGUGCAUGAAAUGUUAGCAUAUUGUGUUACUUAUUCGUUGUUGCAAUUUGAUAAUGACGAGUUUUCUUUUUUUAAUGAAAAAUAUAUAUGAAUAUAUACAUUAUAUACAAAGUUUAAAAAGUAUUUGGACUAAGAUGAUGAGCACUUGGGGCUGCUAUUUUUGUUGUGUUUUAAUUUUUUUCCUUAAUUUGUUUUUCUUUUUUUUUUUUUUGUUUUAUUAUCGCCAUGUGAAGUGUGUGUAUUUUUUCCUUCUUAAGAAAAUAUUGAAUGUAUUCCAAAAAAAUUACAAGAAACCCGUGCUGAUACCAGAUUUUUUUUCCUCAGAAGAUUUCAAAAAUGGAAACAAAAUACAAAAAAGCUUCAAAGAGUUUAAGGAGGACUUUUUUACAAAGUGGAGAAGAAAAAAAACCUUGGGAUGGAUACAGUUGAACACACUGCCUCUACAAUCCUGGUCGUACAAAAAAAUGACUGUAUAUUAAAAGAAAGGACUCUUUCUAUUCCAUACUGGAGUUUUGGUUGUUUACAAACCACAUGGAUAUUUGUGGGUGCAGUUUUUUUUUGUUUUCUUUUUUUUUUUUUUCUUUGUUUUUGUUCCCACAUAAGACGGGUGGGGUUUGCAAGUGCGCUUCUGCCAUAUGGACAUUGAGUGGUGUUGGUUUGAGGAGGAGUUGCAGGCAUAACAACGACAUGGACAAGAUCCUUUAACUGGACCUUAUGUGUGGUUGUGCAGCCUGAAACGUGAUGAUCAAACGUGGAGCAGUGGCAUGAAAAAUCAAGGAUGGGCUCUGACUUGUAAAGAACAGAGUGCAGGGCAGCAAAACCCUGGAGGGAACUUGGAGGGAGAUACAAGUACACCUGGUUAGUGCACUUGUCUUCACCUCGACCCUCAAAAGCACUCAUACCCUGCCCUCACCAACACACCUAUGCACUUUUGUUCAUUCAAGCUGUGAGGUACCUUUUUGGGGAUGGGAGCACAAUUUCAACAGGAGGAUUGCUACGACUUUGACAAAGUCACUGAAAAAAAUAUUCCCAAACUGAAACAAGAGACUCAAGAAGCUUCGUCUUCUGCCACCUCCUGUAUAUAACCAUAUUUUUGUAUUAUCUUUCAGAUUAGAAAGAAAAUUUGAAAAAUGGAUGAAGGAAAAAUUCAUGAGACAUUGCUUAUAUGGAGUGAAUGUUCUUCAAGAAAACCCAAUCUUUUUUUGAAUAUAGUUUGAGAUAGACUCGCUGAGUUUCCCUUAGUUUGCCAGUAACCCUGAAAUAAUCAGGGAUGGAAGGGAAAACCAUAUGGACAAAGACUGUGGUGCUGGCUCAAAGACUGACUGAAAGCUACUUAUCAAAAUGGAUGUUGUUGCAGUUGCUACAAAGAGCCUCACCAAGAGUUUUCGAUCAACAUGCAGAAUAAAGAGGCGGGCGCAGGUUUGAGGAGCUGUUGGCAAGGAUGCUUCCACUUCGUCUACCAACCUGAUGACUCUUGAGAGCUGUGGAGUGACUGCAGAAGGAACAAUCCUUGGCAUUGGAUUCUGGCUGUGCUUUAUUUGCUGCCCUCUGAAAGGAGGAUCUUAUCUACAGCCAACCCAUGAACCAGUUAACCCUUAACCUGUCCUUUGAACUUAACCCCUAAGAAACUUUUCUGUCUAAAGUUGGACUGGGCGCACCAGUGGCAUUAUCAGUUGGAGAGUUACCAGAUAAAAUUACAGGUUUAUUGACGAUGGAUUCCAUCUGCGUUGGAGGUGACACGUCUGGAUCAGGCACUCUCCAGCGAGGAAGAGGAUUAAAUGGCAUCACUUGCCCAGACGUCAUCACCGACUUGGCCUGAAACUGUCAGCUGGUUUUGUGGAGUUCUAACCAGCAGGACAGAAGAUCUGCCUUCCUGCCCAGAUGUCAGAGACUGAGUGCUGGGUUGGUUUGCAGUGAUGGGAAUGGAUGAACUGAAAGCAUUGUACAAACAAAAAAAAAACUUUGAAACAUGACAAAACACAAACAUACACCUACACGUCACAUAGAUUCUAGAUCCAAAGGCGUUGCAGACACACUACAUGCAAAACUACAGCAAAAUCAGUGCACAGUCGGUGACACUGGCUCUCCUUUAGAACCACAUCUGCACACCUGACAGGGCUACAUCAAUAUCAGAUCACAUAAACAGACACAAGCAUCAAGGCUCAACAGUAUAAAUGCCGAGCUGUGUAAAUAAUGUACAAGUUUGUGUUUUGGUUUUUCUCAUAGUGGGGUUUGCUUUAUUUCUCUGCUCAACAUGCCUUAAAUUGUAUAGUUCAGUUGUAAUGGCUACCUGAAAAUGUUCUCUAAAUGAUGAAUUUAAGUUGGAAAUCACCUUGAUGACUGUCCUCUAAAGUCAAAGAAUGAAAGCUUUCACAGUUUUCUGUAUUAACCUGCUUUACAAACCACCCUGAGAGUUGCUAGUUGGCUUCAGAUUAGAGAAGAAAGCGAUUUUUGGUUAAUCUUAGUUUAUUGGUGGUUGACUUUUGUUGCCCUUUUGGUUUCUUUAAAUGAAGAGUGGAUUUGUUCAGAUUUUCCUGUUUAAAUAAUAACUGAAGGUUCAGGCUUGAUAAAGGGCUUAAGUCUGUACUGUCUGGAGCUGAGCUGACAGGUUAAAUGAACAGAAUUGGCUUUAAACACUGACUGUUUGCUGUGAUUACUAUUGUUGGAUGCACUGCACUUGGCAAAACUAAACCAGAGUGACUGGUCCUCCCCAAAUGUAGGGGCUUUAUGUUCUCUUCUAACACUCCCAGGUUCUUACAUGUUUUGAAAGCUACAGGGUGCUUUUUACUGAAUGGUAAUGUCAGUUUAGACUUGCAUUAGAACUGAAAGCUUGCAUCAUUUGUAAUAUUUGAGGUGAGUCACAUCCUGGCUUUGUGUGUGUUUUUAAGGACUCAGAUCAACUGCGACUGAAAGGAAAUUUCAUGCAUCAAACAUUUGGGAAAGCAUCUUGUUCCUCGUGUGUAUAUCUAUUUGGAUUUGAGAGAUUGUUUUUAGUCAACUAGCAGUUUUUUUGUGGAUUUGAGAGCUAACCAUUAUGCAGUUUUUUAAUCCGGCUGGCAACAAAUCAUCAUUGAAAACCAGUUUAUGCUUGUAAUGCAUGUGUAAAUUGUAUAGCUGUGAGGUUUGAGUAGAAAGCUGACAUAGCUGUGUAAUCUGAAGUAGCUACAGAGGCCCCAGUAACUGUUGAAUUUAUACUGAAUCUAAACUUUAUGGUUACUACAUUAAGUGCUGUUAUAAUCAGUUGCCAAAACAAAGAAAUUGACUUCAAUCAUUAAAGUAUACUAUAAAGUUUCUUGUAUGCGAAUGACUUUUUAACAGAAGUCAUGUUUGAUAGCUUUUAACUGAUAUUGUGUGGUGUUAGUUGUUUUGUCAGCUUAUCUUUAAAGACUAAACCGUCAUUGAUGCUGUUUAUUUUUACUGCACUACACUUGCUUUUAAGAUUAAAUGCAAUAUUUUGUUUUGGAAAGCCUGAGGUGUUUGGCCACUGGCUGUGAAAAGAGCCUGCCACAGCCUGAUAGGAAGUCGGCCGCCUGGUUUAGUUUUACUCUGGUAUGUGUUUCUCCAACAGUGAUGCAAAAGAAGAAGAAAAGAUUUAUUUCCCUGUCAGCUCAGCUCCUUAACUUAAUGGGAACGAAUGUUGUUAAAAUGACAGCAUACAUGUAAUGAACCUGUUAUGAAAAAGAACAACUGAAAGACAUGUAAAUAGUUUGGCUUUUGUUUGAAGAACAAAAUAAAUACUGAAUAAAUAGCA